UUUGAAGUUACUCAAAGAUGGCGGAGACGGACGAGCCGGAGAAGAAAAGAAGGAGAGUAGUGGAGCUGACUGAGAAGAUGUUGGUGGAUGGAGACGCUGGAAGCACCUCUGAUUGGGAUGACCGUUGGAACCAUAUCAAGAAGUUUUUGGAAAGAUCAGGUCCAUUCAUGCAUCCUGACUUUGAACCUAGCACAGAGUCCUUGCAGUUUAUGUUAGAAACCUGCAAAAUCUUGGUCAUUGGUGCUGGUGGUUUGGGAUGUGAGCUGCUAAAAAACCUGGCCUUAUCAGGCUUUCGCAACAUUCAUGUUGUUGACAUGGACAACAUUGAUGUUUCCAACCUAAAUCGACAGUUCCUCUUCAGAGCUAAAGAUGUAGGUCGGCCCAAGGCGGAUGUUGCUGCUGACUUUAUAAACAGCCGUGUGCCUGGAUGCUGUGUAAUCCCCUAUUUUAAAAAGAUUCAAGACUUAGAUGAAACAUUCUACAGACAAUUCCAUAUAAUUGUGUGUGGAUUGGACUCUAUUGUGGCGAGGAGGUGGAUGAAUGGUAUGCUGCUAUCUUUGCUGGUGUAUGAAGAUGGUGUCUUAGAUCCAUCAUCCAUCAUUCCUCUGAUUGAUGGUGGGACUGAAGGCUUUAAAGGCAAUGCCAGAGUCAUUCUCCCUGGCAUGACAGCCUGCAUUGACUGCACACUUGAACUUUACCCUCCCCAGAUCAACUUCCCCAUGUGUACAAUAGCCUCAAUGCCUCGUCUGCCAGAACAUUGCAUUGAGUACGUGCGAAUAUUGCAAUGGCCGAAAGAGAUGCCCUUUGGAGAUGACAUGGCUCUGGAUGGAGAUGACCCAGAACACAUCCAGUGGGUGUACCAGAAAUCUCUGGAGAGGGCAGCAGAGUUCAGCAUAACAGGAGUCACAUAUAGACUAACACAGGGGGUUGUUAAGAGGAUAAUCCCUGCUGUAGCAUCCACAAAUGCUGCCAUUGCUGCUGCUUGUGCAACUGAGGUUUUCAAAAUAGCAUCAAGUGCAUAUUUACCUCUGAAUAAUUACAUGGUCUUCAAUGAUGUUGACGGCCUGUACACAUACACCUUUGAAGCCGAAAGGAAGGAAAACUGUUCAGCUUGCAGCCAAGUACCUUCGGACCUACACUUUUCUCCAUCUUCCAAACUCCAGGAGGUGUUGGACUACCUGACCGAGAGCACCUCCCUACAAAUGAAAUCACCUGCCAUAACAACAACGAUGGAUGGAAAGAAUAAGACUUUAUAUUUACAGUCGGUUGCUUCCAUUGAACAGAGGACGCGGCCAAAUUUGACCAAAACCCUGAAGGAGCUGGGGCUGGCUGACGGACAAGAGCUGGCUGUAGCUGAUGUCACCACACCUCAGACUGUGUUGUUCAAACUCUGCUUUACCUCAUGAGACAGAAUCAAGCACCUCUACAACUCAUCUAAAAGCUAUAACAGUUUACUGCUUAUUCAGUCAAAAUGUCUACCAUUAUAACCUAUUUAACUGUUCCAGUACAAGUAUUGACUAAAGUUAACAUUUUCCACUGAUUUCAACUUGGUCAUGUUUUGGUGAUACAUUGAUGUCAGAUUUCUGCAUUAAUAUUAUUUUUGCUGGAGCCUAUAGCAUGUUCUGUGCAAUGACAGAUGCAAGGGUUACUGUUUUAAGAUUACUUUGUACUUGUUUUACAAAUGAAUAUUUAUUUAUUUCAACUCAUUUUUUUUAGAUGUUUAGCCACUGAAGUGGUAAAACACAUCGACGAUGAUGAUGUGUGAACUGGAAUAAAAUAAUCUUUUUUUUUGUUUGUUUUAAAAA
Oreochromis aureus is the source of this 1805-nucleotide messenger RNA. It is a transcript of the gene uba3, whose product is annotated as ubiquitin-like modifier activating enzyme 3. Gene Ontology annotation, molecular function: NEDD8 activating enzyme activity. The record is from RefSeq and is a predicted model, not a curated record. The transcript is spliced from 18 exons. NCBI's taxonomy places the organism in Eukaryota, Metazoa, Chordata, Actinopteri, Cichliformes, Cichlidae. Gene Ontology annotation, biological process: protein neddylation. The coding region runs from base 18 to 1406 and encodes 462 amino acids. Gene Ontology annotation, cellular component: cytoplasm; nucleus.